UUGGUAGUAGCCAUUGCGUGUUUAUGCUUUUGUGUGGACGGAAGAAGCGGGACUGAAGAAUUUCUAGACCCCUUAAAGCCAGUGACUAUCUUACGAUUUCGACUUGUUUUAACUAACACUUGGUGUAUUUUAUUGAGUGGAGAAUCGUAUUAUAAUCAGUUGUAGUGAAUUUAACACAGCCUUAAACGUUAGCAAACCCGCUGUGUGCACGUCCCUGCAUUCCAGACCCUGCAUAUCGCAUUUGGGUGGAUUAACCUUAGCGAGUAUUUGAAUCGCUAGCUAAAGUGUUAUUUUGUAUUCGUAACGUUACCAUUUGUACUGAUAAGGCGUUCUUUUCAAGAAACGUGUUUCCAUUUAGAUGGCAAGCUUCCCAGAUUUUGUAAACGAAAAUGAAAUAGGAAAGGCUAAGUUUGUUGGGGAACUAUUAGCUCCAGUUGCACCCUUUGACCAGAAGUCUGGACGGGAGACCUGGACUGUUGCUUUUGCACCUGAUGGUUCCUACUUCGCUUGGUCUCAAGGACAUCGCAUUGUGAGGCUCCUACCCUGGUCAAAAUGCUUAGCCGAUCUGUCUGUGAGGAAGGACGAGCGCUCAACUGGAGUGGGACGCCUAUCGCGGCAGAACAGCAUUGGCACUGUCACCCCGUUGUCCAGUGAACCGCGAGAGCACACCAUUGACUGCGGUGAUGUGGUGUGGGGGCUUGCGUUUGGCUCGUCCGUGCCUGAGAAGCAAAGCCGCUGUGUCAACAUUGAGUGGCACCGCUUCAAGUUUGGUCAGGACCAGCUGCUCCUGGCCACUGGCCUCAACAAUGGCCGCAUUAAGAUCUGGGAUGUCUACACAGGAAAGCUUUUGCUUAACCUGAUGGACCACACAGACAUUGUGCGAGACCUGACAUUUGCCCCUGACGGUAGCCUCGUCCUGGUGUCAGCAUCCCGAGAUAAAACGCUACGCGUGUGGGACCUGAAAGAUGAUGGCAACAUGGUGAAAGUCCUGCGGGGCCAUCAGAAUUGGGUUUAUGACAGCGCCUUCUCUCCCGACUCCUCAGUGCUGUGCUCAGUGGGAGCGGGCAAAGCGGUGUUCCUGUGGAACAUGGACAAGUACACACUAAUCCGGAAGCUGGAGGGCCACCACAAUGAUGUGGUGUCAUGUGAGUUCUCGCCGGACGGAGCCCUGUUGGCCACAGCCUCUUACGACACCCGCGUCAUCCUGUGGGACCCUCACAUGGGCACCGUGCUGUUGGAGCUGGGGCACCUCUUCCCUCCCCCGUCGCCUAUCUUUGCUGGGGGCGCGAAUGAUCGAUGGGUGCGCUCGGUGGCCUUCUGUCACGAUGGCCGUCACAUCGCCACAAUCACUGACGACAGGCUGGUGCGUUUCUGGAACAUUGAGGAGAAGUCCCCUCAGGCCAUUGCACCUGUGGCCAAUGGCCUCUGCUGUGCCUUCUCUACUGGAGGGAGUGUGUUAGCUGCGGGGUCUCGUGAUGGCAGUGUGCACUUCUGGGCAAGCCCACGUUCUAUCGCCAGUCUCCAGCACCUGUGCCGCAUGGCUCUGCGCCGGGUCAUGCCCACUCAACAAGUGCAAACGCUCCCCAUCCCUGUGUGCAUGCAGGACUACCUGGCGUACAAGACUAUCUAGCUGAACCCUGUGCCAAUCACUCACUGUACAACCAAGGACCUUUCCUUCUUUUGUAAAAAAAAAAAAACAAACAAACAACCAAAAACAGACAUAGUUGUAGAGAAGAAGCAAAAAUGCACACCUCAUAAUAUUUGAAGAACAGACACACUAUUGCUCUUUUAUUGCAUUGUUUUUGUAUUUAUUUAUAUUUUUUGUAAGUAUUGCUUUCCAGUGUUUUUUCUUCUCAUCAGCUUCCUUCCUUAAUUGAAUGUCAAAUUCUAUAUAAAUUUUUUCCUUUAUCUGUUUUCCCUUUGGAAAGACAGCGUUUUGUGUUAGCUGCUCCUAUGCAGUGGCAGUGGUGUUCUGUAAGGCCUUCUUCUGUAAGGUUCAGUGCGGUUUUCCUUCAGCACCACUAUAACCUAAUGCAACUGUCCAAACACGAUGUCCUGUGUGAUCUCGUAGAGAGUGACUGCUUGGACACAAGUGGUAGUAGACUUGUGAACGCUAAAUACUUCAUGACUUGAAAGCAGUGCUUCCUCUGCCUUUACUUUCUCAAAGGAAGGAGAACUGCACCUUACUGAAGACUGAGUGCACGAAAGUGAAUGAUCGGUGGAUGGAGAUGAGGGAGGUGUCAAGGAGCCAGUUGUUUUGGCUCACUUGACUGAAAGGCUAUGAAGGGAAUCAAGGAUGUAUCUUGGUAUGUGAGGUGUGUGCGAGUGUGCUUGCAUGGUGGGAGACCUUCUCCGGUAGUGGAAUGCGGGCUGUGGUCAGGGAGAGGGCCUGUGCUGCCCAGUGUGCCUCCUGAGUUGCUCCCUGUUCUUUGCACUGCCCAGUCGUAGCGCUUGCGUAACGUCACACGCAUGUGGGCAUACAGAAACCGAUAACACGUACAGACAUACAUAUCGAUGUAUGUAUAUGUGUAUGUCCUCUUUUAAGUGUUCUGAAGUAAGAACUCAUGGGCCUGCUUGUUUUCUAUUGCUAAAUUGUAUAUUUUCAUCUGUACAAAACAAUGUUUCUUAUCACCAAUCAAUCCGUUAUUUUGUUGGAAUAAAUAUUCUAAUAAAGACCAUGACCUGUAGAUUAACAUCUCUGUAAUGUGAAUAUGUAUGUAUGUAUGUAUGAAUGAAUGCUUAUGUGAAGAUUGAGGCUUCAUCUGUUGAUGUAACAUCUCUACAGUACAUUCCCACUGAAAUAACUCAAGCCGUUGUGCCAAUUGAUGCUACAGAAAUGUUUUCUUUUUGGAAAUGUUACUUUGUUGUUUUUGUGUCCACCUCCUACAAAUCUUUGUCAGAGUUCUAGUAGGAUGGUUCUGUUACCAUGGAGAUUGGUGUUGUAUAUCAGUUCUGUAAUGCUUGGUGAAGCCUCAGAAGCCUUUGGGACAUUGUUUUCUCUUAAGGAGAUUGUGGUGACAAGCUAGUGGGAGAAAUUGCUUGUAGACCUGAUUAAACGUGAACGAUAAUGUGAUUCUGAAUUAAAAAAAUCCCAGCGUACGAUUUCAGGAGAUUGUUUUUGUAUAUUGUGUAUUUGUGUUGUGUUUGUUUGGCUCCUCUUUCUGUAGUCGUCUGUUUCUCUUCUCCCUAAGGAUGGCAGUAACCAUCAUGGCAAUAAUGUUUGGUCUGUUUCUUUCCUUUGUUUGUUUGUUUGUUUGUUUGACCAUCUGUGCUGAUGCCCAAAGAUCCUUAAGAGAUAUGUAACUUUGAAAGUGGCAGUCAGGGAUGGUUGGAGGUCUGUAUUUGAGUAAAACUUGAAAACUCGUCUUUAUGUUUUCUUCUUUGCCUGUCUGAAAUGCUUUUCUCUCAGUUGAAGCCAAACCAUUAAUCCGCAGCAGAUAUCCUAAUUCUACUUCAUCUCAACAAACUAUUAAAUACAGUAUUCAUGCAACACGCUUUGAUGACAGUGGAAGAAAUGAAUGUAUCUCCAUUUACUUCAGUGUAUUCAAUUAUAUGUGGGUUUCAAUAAAAUCUCAUUCCUCAA
Molecule: messenger RNA, 3583 nt
Organism: Alosa alosa (allis shad)
Lineage: Eukaryota; Metazoa; Chordata; Actinopteri; Clupeiformes; Clupeidae
Gene: wsb1
Product: WD repeat and SOCS box containing 1
Exons: 9
Coding region: 359-1630 (423 amino acids)
Biological process (GO): intracellular signal transduction
Molecular function (GO): protein binding
Source: RefSeq, a predicted model, not a curated record